This is a messenger RNA of Exophiala mesophila, 5132 nucleotides long. RefSeq lists its product as uncharacterized. The transcript is spliced from 2 exons. Gene Ontology annotation, molecular function: ATP binding; ATP hydrolysis activity; ABC-type transporter activity. Gene Ontology annotation, cellular component: membrane. Bases 480 to 4571 code for a protein of 1363 amino acids. NCBI's taxonomy places the organism in Eukaryota, Fungi, Ascomycota, Eurotiomycetes, Chaetothyriales, Herpotrichiellaceae. The record is from RefSeq and is a predicted model, not a curated record. Gene Ontology annotation, biological process: transmembrane transport.
CAGUCCACCUAUUUAUUGACAUUGCAACCAUACAUCAUCAUUCGUUCUGCCCACUGACCACCACCGUCUGGACGAACGGACUGAUUUUUAUUCUUUGCCACUACUCCAGUAUUCCAGUCUACAAAUCCUCCAAUCCUCCGCCUUCCUGCAUGCGUCACCGUCCCCGUCAACAUCUCCAUUGAUAACCACACCACUGCCAUUCUUUGAUUUCUGCCUGGCCUAAUUUCACUUUCUGCUGGCCACGACGACAUGUUAUAGCCUCACCUAAUUCAAAUCGCCUUCUCUCGUUGACCAUAAUAUUUCCUCAUUGCUUUCAUUCCCUCCCAACGGACCUCCACCCCCUCUUCAUCGGUACAAUAUUCUCCCUCGGCACACAUCAUGUCCGUAUAGAGCGACGGCAUACACAAACCUCGGCCGCCUUUCACCUUUCCCCUCCGCCACCAAACAAUAUUUUUCAUACAGCCUGGUCUUGACACGCCAUGGAUCCCAACGGACAAGGCGCUCUCUCUAAGGGGGCUGCCGAAGUCGAGGAGAACCUAGAGGAACAGCGCAGGUCAGAGCUGGGAAUCACUACCAAACAGGAGACAGACGCAGGAACAUCAGAGAAGACUCCAGCAACACCUCCCCCUACCUCGCCCAGAUUGCCUACGGCUUCCUCCAUGCCUUCAUCUCCUUCUUCCGAUUCCAACAAUCCCAAGGACCUCUCCAAGUUUGACACCAUUGUCGCCGUUCGCGAUGCUCCAGACCUCGACGCAGUUCUGGCCGCCCUCCCACCCUCAGAAGCCGCUGUAUUAAGGAAACAACUCGACCAACCUGAUGUCGCUGUCAACUACAAAUCACUCUUUCGAUAUGCCACAACAUGGGACAAAGUAUUCAUCGCCAUUGCUGCCUUUUGUGCCAUUGGCGCUGGCGCCGUCAUGCCCUUGAUGACCGUCAUUUUUGGCAACCUCAGUGGAACUUUCCAGGGUCUCGUGCUAGGAAACUCGGAUGGCUUUAGUUCCACCGUCAAUCGUUAUGUCCUCUACUUUGUCUAUCUUGCCAUCGGUGAAUUCUUCUUGGUAUACAUCUCCACAGUCCUCUUCAUCUACACCGGAGAACACAUCACCGCCAAAAUUCGCGAGCAAUAUCUACGGGCUAUUCUGCGCCAAAAUAUUGGAUAUUUCGACAAACUCGGUGCAGGUGCUGUCACCACCAUGAUCACUGCAAACACAAAUCUCAUCCAGGAGGGCAUUAGCGAGAAGGUCGGCUUGACCUUGACUGGCGUCGCCGCCUUUUUCGCCGCCUUCGUUAUUGGCUUCAUUAAAUUCUGGAAACUCACUCUCAUUUGUAUGAGUACCGUCGUCGCCAUUGUCGUUAUCAUGGGUGCGGGAGGUGCCAGAAUGGCUAUGUGGAAUAAAAAGUCCCUCGCCGCAUACGCCGUGGGGGGAUCCGUCGCCGAAGAGGUCUUGUCCUCCAUUCGAAAUGCCGUGGCUUUUGGAACCCAAGACAAAUUAGCUAAGCAGUACGACGUGCAUCUCAUCGAAGCCAGACAUUGGGGCGUACGGAGCAAGAGUGCUCUGGGCUGCAUGAUCGGCGCCUUGCUGUGCCUCAUAUUCCUCAACUAUGGUCUCGCCUUUUGGAUGGGUUCCCGCUUCCUUGUUGGUGGCGAGACUUCCCUGGCCAGCAUCCUGACCAUCAUCCUUGCUGUCAUGAUUGGUGCUUUCUCUUUUGGCAACGUCGGUCCAAAUAUGCAACAUUUUGCUGCUGGUGUCGCAGCCGCCGCCAAAAUCUAUGCCACUAUCGACCGCACAUCCCCCAUUGACCCCUUGACAGAACAAGGUGAGAAGCUCGACCACGUCGAGGGCUCCCUCGAGCUCCGAAACAUUAAACAUAUCUAUCCGUCACGCCCUGAAGUUGUGGUCAUGGAUGAUGUCAGUCUCGUCAUUCCCGCCGGCAAAACCACUGCCUUGGUUGGUGCCUCUGGAUCCGGCAAGUCCACCAUCGUUGGCCUCGUCGAGCGAUUCUAUGAUCCUGUGGCCGGUAACGUUUUCCUCGAUGGUCAUGACAUUAGCACACUCAACCUGCAUUGGCUUCGACAGCAGAUUGCCCUGGUCCAACAGGAGCCGGUCCUCUUCAGCCAGACCAUUCGAGAAAAUAUUCAAAACGGUUUGAUUGGUUCUAAAUACGAGAACGAGUCCGAGGAAAAGCAAAACUUCCUCAUGAUCGAGGCUGCUAAGAAGGCCAACGCCCACGACUUCAUCUCAUCCUUGCCCGAGGGUUAUGAGACCCAUGUUGGAGAAAGAGGCUUCCUCCUCUCCGGUGGCCAGAAGCAGCGGGUUGCCAUCGCAAGAGCUAUUAUCAGUGACCCAAAGAUUUUACUACUCGAUGAGGCAACCUCGGCCCUCGACACAAAGUCCGAAGGCGUCGUCCAGCAUGCUCUAGACGAAGCUGCCAAGGGUCGGACCACCAUCGUCAUUGCUCACCGCUUGUCCACCAUCAAGACCGCAGACAACAUUGUCGUCAUGCAGCAAGGUCGCAUCAUCGAGCAAGGAACUCACGAGGAGUUGCUCAACCUGAAGCAGGCAUACCAUGGCCUUGUCUCCGCUCAGCGCAUUGGCGGCGACGAGGACGACGAUUCUGAUCGACAAACUGACACGAGCGACGAUGUUUUGACCCGAGAACAGACCAGACGAUCUGAAAGUUUGGCUGCUGUCGAUCCUGACGAUGAAAAGCUUGCCCUAGGACGGACUAAGAGUCAGAAAUCUGUCUCCUCCAAGAUUCUCGAGCAGCGAUCAGUCGAUGGAAUGGAGAAAUACUCUCUGGGCACGCUAAUCAAGUUCAUCGCUGGAUUCAAUCGCACCGAGUGGCACAUCAUGUGCGUCGGCUUCUUUUGUUCCGUCAUUGCUGGAGCUGCUCAGCCGGUCCAAGGUGUCUUCUUUGCGAAGGCUAUUGUCUCCCUUGCUCAACCGCUUCCUCAAGCUCGCGAUCAGAUCCUCAGUGACGUGAGCUUUUGGUCACUGAUGUAUCUCAUGUUGGGAUUGGUGGACCUUAUCGCUAUGGUGGUCCAGGGUAUUGCUUUUGCCUACUGCAGUGAAAGCCUGGUUCAACGAGCUCGUGAUGGUGCAUUCCGAAGGUUUCUGAGACAAGACAUUUCCUUCUUCGACGAGGACAAGAAUUCGACCGGUGCACUUACGAGUUUCUUGUCCACAGAAGCCACUCAUCUCUCUGCCAUCUCGGGAGCUACCCUAGGAACACUUCUCAGUUGCACCACCACUCUUGUCGUUUCCGUCGUCGUGGCAUUGGCAAUCGGUUGGAAGCUGGCUCUCGUGUGCUGCGCUGCCUUGCCUGUUAUUCUCGGCACAGGUUUCUUCCGCUUCUAUAUUCUCGCCAAGUUCAGCUCCACCGCUCAAGCACAUUAUGAAAAAUCGGCUGGCUACGCUUGUGAGCAUACCAAUGCCAUCCGCACUGUUGCUUCCUUGACCAACGAGCAAAUGGUCUACCGUGAGUAUCGCGGACAGCUACGAGACCAACUGCGCGCGUCGGUCCGCUCCAACCUGCGAAAUUCGUCGCUCUACGCCGCAUCUCAAUCAGCAAUGUUCCUUGCCUUCGCACUGGCAUUCUGGUACGGAGGUCAGCUCAUGGUCCGUGGCGAGUACAGCUUGUUCCAAUUCUUCAUUGUCUUCUCCGAAAUUAUUUUCGGAGCUCAGUCCGCGGGAACUGUGUUUUCAUUUGCAGGAGACAUGUCCAAAGCCAAGAAUGCGGCCGCUUCCUUGAAGAAGCUGUACGACCGAAAGCCGACCAUCGAUCCCUGGUCCAAGGAUGGUGAAAGCGUGACUGAAGUUGAGGGCGCAAUCGAGUUUCGAGAUGUUCACUUCCGAUAUCCCACUCGACCGGAGGUCCCGGUCUUGCGGGGGCUCAACUUGACCGUGAAACCAGGACAAUAUAUUGCCCUCGUGGGCGCGUCAGGUUGUGGGAAGUCGACGACAAUUGCAAUGAUGGAACGCUUCUACGAUCCUUUGGCUGGCGGUGUUUACAUUGACGGCAAAGAGAUUUCAAGUCUUAAUCUCAACGAUUACCGAUCACAGCUUGCUCUUGUGUCCCAGGAACCCACGCUGUACCAAGGAACCAUCAAAGACAAUGUUCUCCUCGGCGCGGAUCGGGGCGAAGUCGGUGAUGAGCGAGUCAUCCAGGCAUGUCGUGACGCCAACAUCUACGACUUUAUCAUGUCACUACCAGAUGGAUUUGACACCGAUGUCGGGAGUAAAGCCGCCCUUUUGUCAGGUGGACAGAAACAGAGAAUCGCCAUUGCUCGAGCGCUCCUUCGAAACCCCAAAGUCCUUUUGCUCGAUGAAGCCACUUCUGCCCUGGACUCUGAAUCGGAGAAAGUGGUACAGGCAGCGCUUGAUCAUGCCGCAAAGGGACGAACCACUAUCGCUGUAGCCCAUCGACUGAGCACGAUUCAAAAGGCCGACGUCAUCUAUGUCUUUGACAAGGGCGUGGUUGCCGAGUCAGGAACGCACGCCGAGUUGAUGGCCCUCAAGGGAAGAUACCGGGAACUGGUCAGUUUACAGAGUCUGGAACGGGCUCAUUAAGUUGGACUGUGGUGGACAGAUCUGGGAGACUAGGACGUCAUUGCACCAUCUCCAAUCGUGCUGUUUUAGAGCGGGCGUUGAAAAUCAGAUGUACAGAUCUGCGAGGAAGGGUAUUCUGCGAAUCACCAUCUGGCCAGAGGCAAGAAGAUAAGGUGCUAGUCCUAUAUUGAGGACGCGAGUUGGACCUUGGAUUCUGGACCUGGAGAAGGGGGCAGCAUGCUGGGACAUGUAUGCAUCCAGGUCCGAUCUACAUGGAUAUAAACCGAUAGAUGUGUUUGGAUGCUGGAACGCGCCACUCCAUUGUUAGUCAUAAUGAUCAACUCCACUUGGUCUAUGAGUUCGAAGAUGUUCCGUUUGAUUGUUGUGAGGUGUAGUAGACUAGGUGUGAGCAACCAACAAUCAGGGCCAUCGAUUAACUUGAUUCAAUUGAAACCACGGUCGAUUAUCUACUUCGACACUUUCUCGACCAAACUUCUCAUCAGAAUCAACCACUUGUGUCACCUACACCCACACAAGUCAAGAUACACGUCCGUAUUUCCGGAGUUCAUGUCAAUUAUGCAG